Danio aesculapii is the source of this 1593-nucleotide messenger RNA. It is a transcript of the gene auh, whose product is annotated as AU RNA binding protein/enoyl-CoA hydratase. Gene Ontology annotation, biological process: fatty acid beta-oxidation. The coding region runs from base 20 to 997 and encodes 325 amino acids. NCBI's taxonomy places the organism in Eukaryota, Metazoa, Chordata, Actinopteri, Cypriniformes, Danionidae. Gene Ontology annotation, cellular component: mitochondrion. Gene Ontology annotation, molecular function: enoyl-CoA hydratase activity. The transcript is spliced from 10 exons. The record is from RefSeq and is a predicted model, not a curated record.
AGUCAGGGAAAGCUGCAGCAUGGCGGCUGUAGUGAGGUGUAGAGCGCUUUUUCAGCUUUCUCGCUCUCAAAUAAACAUUUUCAACGGCGUUUGCAGAUCGGAUAGUGUUUUGCAAACAUGUCUUACUAAAAGGUUGCCUUGUGUGCGUCGCGCGUUCAGCGGAGGUGUGCGACUGUACAGCUCUGAAGUUAAUUCUGGAGAUGACCUUAUCGUUAGAUACCUGGACGGUGAUGAUUCAGGGAUUGUUGUUAUGGGGAUUAAUCGGCCUGAAGCUAAAAAUGCUAUCAGCAAAAAUCUUGUUUCCAUGAUGUCUGAAGCCUUAGAGUCUAUGAAGACGGACAACACAGUGCGUACUGUAAUCUUAUGCAGUAUGGUGCCUGGAAUAUUCUGUGCAGGUGCAGACUUAAAGGAAAGAGCAAAAAUGCAACAGAGUGAAGUGGGACCAUUUGUCACUAAAGCGAGGACACUUAUAUCAGAGCUCGGUGCUCUUCCAAUGCCAACAAUUGCAGCCAUUGAUGGAGCGGCUCUUGGAGGGGGUCUUGAAAUGGCUCUUGCAUGUGACAUCAGAGUAGCAGCUAACUCUGCAAAGAUGGGACUUGUUGAGACUAAAUUAGCCAUCAUCCCUGGUGCUGGAGGAACUCAACGUCUGCCACGAACUGUAGGAGUGUCGAUAGCAAAAGAGCUGAUAUUUGCGGCACGAGUGUUGAACGGUGAAGAAGCCAAGAGUCUCGGCCUGGUGAAUCAUGCUGUGGAGCAGAAUAAAAGUGGAGAUGCUGCGUAUCUGAGAGCUCUGGAUCUUGCUCGGGAAUUCAUCCCUCAGGGGCCAAUUGCUGUACGAAUGGCGAAGUUGGCAAUCAACCAGGGAAUAGAGGUGGAUUUAAAGACCGGAUUGGCUAUUGAAGAAGCAUGUUAUUCUCAGGUGAUCCCGACUAAAGACAGGCUGGAAGGUUUGCUGGCGUUCAAAGAGAAACGUCCUCCUCGCUUUAAGGGCGAGUAAAAGCGGCCCAGUGAUCCCAAUUACAUGCAGCUGCCUUUAAAUCGCCUUUUACUGUUGUCGGGUCACAAAAAGAGUCACAUACCUGAAAUUCCAGGAGCGCCGCUGAGCCCCUGCGGCCCGACGAUGGUAAAACCUGCAGGGAUUUCAGCCAAAAUAUGUGAUGAGUAAGGCUGAAAUCCUUCAUCUGUGGAUCAACUUCUGUUUGGGUGGUCUGUGCUUUUGUUGUCCUCAUGAACUUUUCUUUUGGUUGUACCUGUUUGUAACGUAACAUAUAAAAGUUGUUGUUUAUUCUCUGCAGUUUAAAUAAUUAAGAAUGAACAUGAAAUGAACAGUGAAGUUUUCUGUCAACUACAGAGAAAAUGGAAAAUUUUAAAUGAAAGUGAAAAUACAUAAAGAAAUCUGUUUGGGUUUGUUGAUUCCAGGAAUCGUCGCUAUUUCAUAAUAAAGCUGCUUUCAUUUCAAAUGUGGGUUAAUAAGUACUUCAGUCAACAACUAACCAGUUUUUGCCCUGAGGAUAUUAACUCUCAGUAUCUGUUUCGUUGUAAUGAAUUUAGUGUUUAACGAAUAACCGUGUACAAAAUAAACAUUUGUAUUUA